Molecule: messenger RNA, 2600 nt
Organism: Acanthaster planci (crown-of-thorns starfish)
Lineage: Eukaryota; Metazoa; Echinodermata; Asteroidea; Valvatida; Acanthasteridae
Biological process (GO): regulation of gene expression
Cellular component (GO): nucleus
Molecular function (GO): chromatin binding
Source: RefSeq, a predicted model, not a curated record
CAAACACCGAAAAGAACAGAAAAGACGGAAGAAAAGUAAGAAAAGAAGCAAGCGUAAGAGAAAAUCCAGUUCCAGCGAGGACUGGAGUGAUAGCGACUCUGACAGUGAUGAGGACCAGGAACAGUGGGUGGAGAAAACGGCAGGUGUUAAAGGUGACGGCAGCGUGGUUGGGCCCCUGCCCAUGGGGUCCUCGUCUGGCACCACUGCUCUGAUAGAUUUUGGGAAAGCCUUGUUGCCAGGUGAGGGUGCUGCAAUGGCUGCCUAUGUUGAGGCCGGCAAACGUAUCCCACGUCGUGGUGAGAUUGGCCUGACCAGCAAUGAAAUCUCCAAAUUUGAAGAUGCAGGUUACGUCAUGAGUGGUAGCAGACAUCGUCGUAUGGAAGCCGUGCGUAUGCGUAAGGAAAACCAGAUCUACAGUGCAGACGAGAAGCGUGCCCUCGCCUCCUUCAACAAGGAGGAGAGAAGCAAGAGGGAAGACAAGAUCUUACGGGACUUCCGAGAGAUGGUUCACAAGAAAGUCAAGGAGAGAAAGUAACUCAGAUAGCAGUCCUUGCCUCCAUCCCUGAGGAGGAACAGUUUUCCAAGACCCUCGCAAGAUCCUCGUGAGAAUCUCGGUUAUUAGCCUAUUUGAGGGCGCUGUUUAAUUUGGGUAAAAUCUUUUAUGUUUACUCCAAAAUGACCAACGUCCAGAAGUGCCCUCCAUUGUAUCCUCCAUGCUUCAAAAAGGUUAAACUCAGAGAUGCAGCCCCUCGCUUCCUCUUCAGUGAUGGAGCAAGGCUAUGUUCAUGUGCACAUUGAUAGACUUUUAGCAAAAUUACUAUCGAAAUUUAAUACACAGUUGGUCAGUGUACUUUUGGACAAACACUUCUGCUGUUACUUUGUGUUCUGUAUACUUUUAUCAUACAUGUACAGUUGAACACGAUUAACACGAGCACGCUUGAGACGAGAUCGCGUUUACAAUUACCAGCUUAUUUCUUGUACACGUUCCUAUGAGACAAAACUUACUUAUAUGAGCUGUGCUAAGCCGAGGACACGGACAGGACGAGCACUUUUCCCUACCCGCAGUGUCAAAAACCAUUGUCCAUGGCAUUUUUAAAAGGAGUACAAUUGAAAACGCCUCUUCAAGAGCUUGAUCCCAGUAAAUCCUGAUGGAGCGCGUCAGUAGUUCUCCAAUAAUAAUAUCCCCUCGACACUUUGUGCUGCGGUUUUACUGCCGAUGACUUGGCAACUCUGUUCCUUGUGCCACUAGAGGGUGCUUUAUUCAAGACAACAAAGGGUGUUGCAAUGACAACUCAAAGGAGUUUCGGUCACAGCAGGUCUGGUCCGAAAGAGGGUUUUUUAAAAUUUAAAUCGAACAAUGGGUGAACCUGACUCAAAAAUCAUAAAUGGGACAGAAGUUUUGAUGCCGAGGAAAACAAAUACACAAACGAUCCUUAUCAAAGACCCUGCAUGGUCAAUGGGAAGAAAAUUGAAAUAGGUUUUAGAAAUUUCACCCUUCUUAAGUUCCCUUCCUUCAUUUAACCGAUGUCCCACAUUCCACUUUCAAGAUAAAACUUGCACAACCCUGUCGCACAUUAAAACUGUAAGUUCCUGUUCCAUCAAUUAAAAGAACGUUUCUGCAUCGGGUACCAGUUUCCAGAUAGUACUUGGCCACACUGCACGGCGUGAUGCAGCCGGCCAUUUACACCACUAAUCUCUGCUAACAUUUUCAAAACCUUUGUGUUAUUCGUUUGAAUCAUAUUGAUAAGAACAUUUUAAAUAAAAUUCAUGAAAAAGUUAAAGGCUGGUACAUGUACAUGAAGUACCAAUCCACUGCAUAUACUGUCCUGUAUCAUUCAUGUACAGCACAUCGCCGUGGUAACAAUGCUUACUGGUGUACGAAGCCAGGCUUACGCUUUAUGAAUGGGAUAAGUGUCAACACGUAUAACACGAGGUUCACCAUAAGACAAAGUUUCUGGGGAGUCACAUCAAGCUGGUAUUAAUCGUGUCGACUGUAAUUCAUGUACGUUUAUUCUCACAUUUACAUAUUUUUCUUUCAUUUAAUAGCAUUCAUGUUUGCAUAAUUUAUAACAAUGCUAGACUUCACAAAUUGCAUUGAUAAAUUUGUACAAGGAAAGACUGUAAUUGAUAGGAUUCGCAUAAAUAUUUGGAACUUUAUAUUAUUGCCUGCUUUUAAAAACUGAAAAACGGUUUCCAGGUAUGGUGCACUUGACAUCUCCCCUUUGUCCUCUCUCUUUAGGCAACCAGACUAACCGCAUUGUACCCAUCACACUGUUUAGCCCAUCCAGUGCCCCACUCCAGCUUUUGGUUCUUUUUUUCCUCUUUGCAAACCUCACCCCUUGGUCAAAGUUUUACAAGCUGUAGUAUUUCCGAGUGUACAUGCACAUUGCUGUAGCAUUGGAAAGUCUUUUCCUGUAAAAUACCCAAUUGCAAAUCGGUAGGUUGCUUGGCAUAAAAUUAUUAGUGAACUAAAAUGGUUUUUGUUUCGGGUAUAUGGACUAAAAUCACUAGGUGUGUGUAAUUAUAGAGCCAUUAGAAAUCUAAAUAUACAGCUACAUGUGUAUUUGAGGAUGAAAUAAAUGUUCAUUACCGUAAGUCAA